AUGUUAUGGGAGAGAAACCUGGCGCCAGGUAGCCUGUUAAUAAUUUGUAAACAUACAUCUAUCUAUCUAUCUAUCUAUCUAUCUAUCUAUCUAUCUAUCUAUCUAUCUAAGCUUGUUCAUAUCUAUCCAUCUAUCUAUGUCGGUUCAAAUAUAUCUAUCUAUUUAUCUAUCUAUCUAUCUAUCUAUAUAAUCUUUCCCUUCAUUAUCUAUAUAUCUAUCUAUAUGUCUUUUCAUAACUAUCAAUCUAUCAGUCUAUCUAAGCUUGUUCAUCUCUCUCUCUCUCGCUCUCUCUCUCUCUCUAUCUAUCUAUCUAUCUGCUCACUAUCUAUCUAUCCAUCUGUCUGUCUAUCUAUUUAUCUAUAUAAGCUUGUUCAUAUCUAUCCAUCUGCUUGUUCAUUUCUCUCUCUAAUCUAUCUAUUGAUAUCUCUGUCUUUCUCAGUGUUCAUAUCUAUCUCACUCUGUUCAUUAUCUAUAUAUCUAUUUAUCUAUCUAUAUCUCAUGUUCAUUAUCUAUCUAUCUAUGUCUGUUAAUAUCUAUCUUAUUUUAUUCAUUAUCUAUGUAUAUAUCUCAGUCUGCUCAUUAUCUAUCUAUCUAUCUAUCUAUCUGAGCCUGUUCAUUAUCUAUUUAUGCAUCUAUGUAUUCUGUUCAUUAUCUAUAUAUCUAUUUAUCUAUCUAUAUCUGUCUUUUCAUAACUAUCAAUCUAUCAGUCUAUCUAAGCUUGUUCAUCUCCCUCUCUCUCACACUAUCUAUCUAUCUAUCUCUCUAUCUAUCUAUCUACGUCUGUUACUGCUCAUUAUCUAUCUAUCUAUCUAUCUAUCUAUCUAUCUAUCUAUCUAUCUAAGCUUGUUCAUAUCUAUAGAUCUGUUUGUUCAUUUCUAUCUAUCUAUCUAUCUAUCUAUCUAUCUAUCUAUCUAUCUCAGUAUUCAUAUCUAUGUCAGUCUGUUCAUUAUCUAUUUAUCUAUCUACAUCUGUCUUUUCAUCAAUAUCAAUCUAUCAAUGUAUCUAUUUAAGCAAUUUCAUAUCUAUCUAUCUAUCUAUCUAUCUAUCUAUCUAUCUAUCAAUGUCUUAAUAUCUAUCUAUUUUUCCUUAUCUAUGAAUAUAUCUAUGUAUCUCUUUCAGUCUGCUCAUUAUCUAUCUAUCUAUCUAUCUAUCUAUCUAUCUAAGCUUUAUCAUAUCUAUCGAUCAAUUUGUUCAUUUCUAUCUAUCUAUCUAUCUAUCUAUCUAUCUAUCUCAGUCUUUUGUAUCAUUACGCUAAUACAUUAUUUCCCUAUAUUCAUUCUUGGUGUUUGUUAUUUAUUUGUAUCGGAUUUCAAUCCGGAAUCCACAACACUAUAUCUAUCUAUCUAUCUAUCUAUCUAUCUAUCUAUCUAUCUAUCUAUCUAUCUAUCUAUUCUGCUCAUUAUCUAUCUAUCUAUCUAUCUAUCUAUCUAUCUAUCUAUCUAUCUAUCUAUCUAUCUGAGCCUAACUAUCAAUCUAUCUAAGUUUGUUCAUAUCUCUCUCUAUCUCUCUCUCUGUCUGUCUGUCUAUCUAUCUAUCUAUCUAUCUAUCUAUCUAUCUAUCUAUGUCUGUUACUGCUCAUUAUCUAUCUAUCUAUCUAUCUAUCUAUCAGAUAAUCCACACGCGCAGAUACACACACACGCAUACAUUCAUACAUACACAUCUAUCUAUCUAUCUAUCUAUCUAUCUAUCUAUCUUAAUUUUUGUUCAUAUCUAUCUAUCUGUCUAUCUAUCUAUCUAUCUAUCUAUCUCAUCUAUCUAAGCUUGUUCAUAUCUUUCUGUCUGUCUGUCUCCAUCUAUCUAUCUAUCUAUCUAUCUAUCUAUCUAUCUAUCUAUCCUCAAACGUUCAUAUCUAUCGCUGUCAAUAUUCAUAUCUAUCUAUCUAUCUAUCUAUCUAUCUAUCUAUCUAUCUAUCCUCAAACGUUCAUAUCUAUCGCUGUCAAUAUUCAUAUCUAUCUAUCUAUCUAUCUAUCUAUCUAUCUAUCUAUCUAUCCUCAAACGUUCAUAUCUAUCGCUGUCAAUAUUCAUAUCUAUCUAUCUAUCUAUCUAUCUAUCUAUCUAUCUAUCUAUCUAUCCUCAAACGUUAAUAUCUAUCGCUGUCAAUAUUCAUAUCUAUCUAUCUAUCUAUCUAUCUAUCUAUCUAUCUAUCUAUCUCAGUCUGUUUAUUAUUUAUAUAUCUAUUUAUCUAUCGGUCUAUCUGUCUAUCUAUCUAAACUCGUUCAUAUAUUUCUCUGUCUCUAUCUAUCUAUCUAUCUAUCUAUCUAUCAGUCUGUUUAUUAUUUAUAUAUCUAUUUAUCUAUCAGUUUAUCUGUCUAUCUAUCUAAACUCGUUCAUAUAUUUCUGUCUCUCUAUCUAUCUAUCUAUCUAUCUAUAUUAAUAUCUAUCUAUCUAACUUAUCUGCACAUUAUCUAUCUAUCUAUCUAUCUAUCUAUCUAUCUAUCUAUCUAUCUAUCUAUCCUCAUACAAAGACUUUGUUACAUUCUCUUACGCACAAAUACUUUUGAGGAAGGUAUCGAUUCAUCUACUCCCCACCAGCUAUAG
Messenger RNA from Acanthosepion pharaonis, 2538 nucleotides. The record is from the annotation of a GenBank genome assembly. NCBI's taxonomy places the organism in Eukaryota, Metazoa, Mollusca, Cephalopoda, Sepiida, Sepiidae.